AUGUCUUUCGAUCCUCACAAUGUUGACCUUGACACAGCCGAUGCGGCUCAAAUUGUCUGUUACCUUAAUGCCGAGGGAAACGAAUAUAACGGCCAAAUGGGUGCGCGCAUCUCGGCCAUCUUCGUGAUCCUAGUCGUCUCUUCAGCAGCAACCUUCUUCCCCGUGCUCGCACAACGGGCACCACGCCUGCGCAUCCCAAUUUACGUCUACCUCUUCGCAAAGUACUUCGGUGCCGGUGUCAUCAUUGCAACAGCCUUCAUCCAUCUCCUCGAUCCCGCAUACGGCGAAAUCGGUGCCGGCUCCUGCGUUGGAAUGACGGGCCAUUGGGCAGACUACUCAUGGUGUCCGGCAAUUGUAUUGACAUCACUCAUGGUCGUCUUCCUCAUGGACUUCGGUGCCGAGCGCUGGGUCGAGCUCAAGUACGGUAUCUGUCGCGACGACCCAGAGACCAUGAUGUCGAGUGGAGGUGAAGUGCGGCGUGUGGACUCGCGUGUUUCGGCACGCCACCCAGACGACAAGCAAGUCAAAGAGAUUGAGUCGCAGUCUAACGAGCUGGCAAUCGAGCGCUCGGUCAAGCAGCAGAUUGCCGCGCUGCUGAUUUUGGAGUUCGGCGUUAUCUUCCACUCUGUCAUCAUUGGUCUGAAUCUUGGUGUUGCGGGUGAUGAGUUUGCUACCCUUUACCCUGUUCUGGUCUUCCACCAGUCCUUUGAGGGACUUGGUAUUGGAGCCCGCAUGUCGAGUAUCCCAUUCAAGAAGGGCAGCUGGUUGCCUUGGUUCUUGUGUUCUGCUUAUGGCCUCACGACCCCCAUUUCCAUUGCUAUUGGUCUUGGUCUGCGCACGACAUAUAACCCUGGGUCAUUCACUGCCAAUGUUGUCUCCGGUGUGCUGGACUCUAUCUCCGCUGGAAUCUUGCUAUACACUGGUCUGGUUGAGUUGCUUGCUCGUGACUUCUUGUUUGACCCCCACCGCACCCAGGAUAACAGGCGGUUAACUUUCAUGGUGCUGACUAUGAUUCUUGGUGCUGGUAUCAUGGCUCUGCUUGGAAAGUGGGCUUGA
This is a messenger RNA of Penicillium samsonianum, 1056 nucleotides long. RefSeq names its product high-affinity Zn(2+) transporter ZRT1 (gene zrfA). Bases 1 to 1056 code for a protein of 351 amino acids. NCBI's taxonomy places the organism in Eukaryota, Fungi, Ascomycota, Eurotiomycetes, Eurotiales, Aspergillaceae. Gene Ontology annotation, cellular component: plasma membrane. The transcript has a single exon. Gene Ontology annotation, molecular function: high-affinity zinc transmembrane transporter activity. Gene Ontology annotation, biological process: zinc ion import across plasma membrane. The record is from RefSeq and is a predicted model, not a curated record.